AUGCUUCCUGAACCUGUGACAUGCCGGAGGCUGCCCCUGGCCGUGAGUCAGAUGUGUUUGAUGGAAAAACUUGUCGAGCAUGCGAACCUCAUCGGUCUCCUUUCUCAGCAGAGGACGCACGAGGAGCCAAAGGCAACUGAAAGAGAUGUCCUGGGUGAUUCCCAGGACGCUUGGCGAAAGGAGAUCGUGAAUAUACAAAUCUAUCAGACCGCCCUCGUUGUGAAUGAGAACUCCUGCGAGGGCGGUGGUAUUGAGAAGCGCGUUGGGUGUCGCGUUUCUCUCAAAUCACCGCACUAUGAAGUUCACCUGCGAAACCAAAUCACGGGUCUCAUCGCCAGACGAGAACAAGACUUCAUCAACUUCAUCAGCAUUUUGCUCUCUAUUCGAUUGAAAACCAGUGUGGAUAGAACAGGAUGGAGUCCAAUCAAGGAUCCGACGCUUUUGAAGGAGAUCAAGGUCAGCUCUGGUGACCAGAAUAACCCUCCACCGUCGCCCCUUUUCUUCGCACAACCCCUGAACUUCAUCGAUAUCCUUGGUGGUGAUGACGAACAGCCAAAUUUCGACAAUGACGAUAGCAUGGCUAUUGACCAGUCGUUCUCUGAAUCGUUGGAAGAAGAGACAUACGAUGACCCACUAGCCUCAGACUUUCCAGACGACGAUGAUGAGUUGUUUGGCACGAGACCAGAUGACCCUUGGGAGGACUUUCUCAGACCAACUCAAUCCGAUCCACAAAACACCUCAUUCAACAGCGUUGGUCAAAGUGAAAUACUCACUACUGAGAAUCACGACAUUGGAUCCAGUCAUUUUUGGGAAGAAGAUUCUACACAGCCAGGUCCUUCCAAUCGACCGAAUACCACACACAACGGCAGAGUUGACCAGAUUGGCACAUCAAGCCGUCAGAACACUUCUUUUGGAGAGACCACUUCAGACUAUGGAUUUUCUCAGCCUAGUCCACCUCACCGUCGACCGACCCCUUUCCUCAAGAUCUCCAACAGUGGUCAUGCAGAGGUCAUUUCUUCCGGCAAUCCUGCCGUUGUUGGCACGAUGGAUGCCACGAACCAAGCGGGAACAGGUCCCACCAUGUCUGAGAAACGACGUGGCAAGCAACCGGUCUAUGACCCUCCUGUUCCCGCUGUGGCUCCUGCCCAGCCUUUCGCCUCUCGCCCUCCCCCCGCCCUUCCUCCUGCGACCCCGGCUUGGGCCCGCGGCGGCCGUCCUGCCUUCCCCGACGUCGCCGCCAUCCUCGAAGGCCUCAAGAGGGCCCCUGACGCCGCGCGGGCGCCAGGGCCCCGCCACCGCCGCAUCCUCCUCGAGGACGCCCGCCGAUACGGCAGGGACCUCGUCUCGCUGACGCGCGAGGUCGGCUCGGUCAAGACCCGCGUCCUCGAGGCGAUAGGCCGGGUCAAGGCCCGCCUCUCGGCCAUGUGGAGGUUCUUCGAGGACCUCAAGAGGAGGGGUCUCCGCGGCGGCCACGCCCGCAAGCUCCGGGCUUCGGGCAAGCAGUACAAGUCCUUCAGGGACAUGACGCCGUCGGAGAACACCCGGCGCCGGGAGGUCGAGGCCCGCGACCUCGCCGGUCGCCGCAAGAUCGACGGCCUCCGGGACCUCCUGGACCUGGUUCUCGAGUGCGAGGAGGCGCUCAAGGUCCAGGUGGGCCUCUGCAACGAGAUCUUCCGCCGGGCCGGGGUGAUCUCGUGCACCGGGGUCGCCCCGGAGGGGACGGUGGCCGCCCGGGAGGCCCUUCGCGGCGCCCUCGCACGCUCCUUGGAGGGGCUGAAAAAGGUCCAACAAAUCGGGCCAAUGCUGGAGACCUUUUUGGUCGAGUUCCGCGGCUAG
This is a messenger RNA of Exophiala oligosperma, 1836 nucleotides long. RefSeq lists its product as uncharacterized. NCBI's taxonomy places the organism in Eukaryota, Fungi, Ascomycota, Eurotiomycetes, Chaetothyriales, Herpotrichiellaceae. The transcript has 4 exons. The coding region runs from base 1 to 1836 and encodes 611 amino acids. The record is from RefSeq and is a predicted model, not a curated record.